CAAAAUCAAAGGACGGCUGGAUGGACCCAUCGGAUAUAAAAGCCGUCGUAUUUGAAAUACAUCUUUCAAUUGAACUAUAUCAUUCAUAAAUAAAAGUAUCAAAACAAGAUGAAGUUCGCCACCAUCGCCACUAUUGCCGCCGUUGCUGUUGCCGUCAGCGCCCACUCUUACGAUCAGGAGAUCACUUGUGGCAUUAAGGGAUUCACUGGAAAAUCAUACGACGAGUCCAAGGUGUGCUGUGAGUAUUCCGGCAACUGUGGAAAAUUGUCCAAGUGCACUGAGAGUUUCUGCAAAGCCUCUGGCAACUCUGGCAGCAGCAAAAACGAGUACAAGAUCACCUGUGCCGAGAAACGUGAGCGUAACCCUGAUGCCUUGAAGGGUCCCAUCCACAAGAAUAGGGAGUGCUGCCAGUGGUCUGGUGAGUGCGGCGACUUGAAGAAGUGUACUCAGUCAUACUGUGAGAAGGAUGCCCAGUCAUCUGAUGUUUACAAGCGAUCCGACUUCCAGUUUUAAUUUGUUCAUAACCUUAGAAUUGGCGUAAAUUGCAGUUGAACUGCACUUCGAUACAUAUGUGUGAUAUAAAGGAAGUCUUACGGCUACUGUUAGUAAUAAAACAAAGCUACUUUUUGCAAGCAUGAUUCAUUGGACA
This is a messenger RNA of Sphaeroforma arctica JP610, 649 nucleotides long. RefSeq lists its product as hypothetical. Lineage: Eukaryota; Ichthyosporea; Ichthyophonida. The transcript has a single exon. The record is from RefSeq and is a predicted model, not a curated record. Bases 109 to 513 code for a protein of 134 amino acids.